Molecule: messenger RNA, 549 nt
Organism: Cladocopium goreaui
Lineage: Eukaryota; Dinophyceae; Suessiales; Symbiodiniaceae
Source: the annotation of a GenBank genome assembly
AUGGCAAAGUCUUGCGUCACAGCCCAUUUAUGCUCUGACAGCCCUUAUGCAGAUCGCCGGGUUUGCGUGCGGCCAUGCUCAAACGGCAAUGUGGAGCUGUCAAAUCAAACUUGGGUAUGGUACGGUGACGGCAGCUUGCGCUUGAGGGAACUUCCAGAGCUUUGCUUGACACAAGGUGUGAAGGACAACAAGUCCCCACUGGAGCUCGCACCCUGUCAAGAAGUUCUUCCAAAGCAGCGCUUCCUAGACACCAGAGGCGAGAUGACGCUCUUCGCAGGAGUUUGCAUUCGUUUGCAGCCGCGUCAGCAGCCAGAUUUCGAUGCAGGAGAGCUCCUAAAUGGGCUUCCUGGUCGAAGGGGCUACUGCUUGAGGUUGGGCAUUGAUGCAAUGAAGAAUGGCGUUUGGCGCCUGGAGUCAGGUGGUCAGAGCGCGCGGCUACUGGCACGAGGGCGUUUGUUUUCAUCCCUUGGCACGUGGCAUCGUUUGAGAUUGGCUGCAAAUGGCACAGUGAUUCGAGCAUCUUGGUCGGGUACAAAUGAUAUUCGCUGA